CAAAAAACUAAAGAUAUAUAUAAAAAAAAGUUAAAAAAAAAAUAAAAAAUAAAAAAUGGGUUCAUAUAUCGGAAUUUCUACAAUUUUCGUUCUAUGUCUGGUGGCAUUUUCAGCCAAUGCUCAUGAGGUGUUUAACAUUAAUUCUCCUCCAGGUUCUGAUAUUACUCAGGAACUUUUAAAAGCAUUCACAGCGGCAUGCCAAUGUACGACACCGAGCAGGGUGGUGAUCCCAAAAGGAGAGUUCAAGCUUUGUGAGAUCAUUAUGACAGGGCCAUGCAAAGCUCCAAUCGAGAUCAACUUGCUAGGCACUCUUCUUGCUGACGGAAGUAACAUCCACGGAAAGGAUAAAUGGGUCGUCUUCCGCAAAAUUAAUGGGUUUAAGUUGAACGGAGCUGGAACCUUCGACGGUGAAGGUAGCGCAGCUUGGAGGGUCAAUAACUGUCACAAGACUAGCAAUUGCAAGAAACUUCCCAUCAGUCUGAGAUUUGAUUUCGUGACGAACGCUGAGAUAAGAGACAUAUCCUCAGUGGAUUCCAAGAACUUCCACGUCAACGUGAUCGGCGCCAUGAACAUGACCUUUGACAACGUCAAGAUCUUGGCUCCAGCAGAGAGCCCUAACACCGACGGGAUCCACUUGGGAAGAAGUGACGGAGUUAGCAUCAUCAACUCUAGGAUCUCCACCGGAGAUGACUGUACCGUACAAGAGACUGACAACGGCCUCAGAAUCAAGACUUGGCCCACCGCGGCUUGCUCCACCGUCGCCUCCGGUAUUCAUUUUGAGGACAUCAUCCUUAAAAACGUUAGCAACCCAAUCCUCAUCGACCAGGAGUACUGUCCUUGGAACCAGUGCAACAAGCAAAAAUCUUCAUCCAUUAAGCUGGUAGACGUAAGCUUCACCAAUAUUAGAGGGACAUCAGCAAACAAGGAUGCAGUGAAGCUAUUGUGCAGUAAAGGUUAUCCGUGUGAGAACGUUGUGGUUGGAAACAUUAAUAUUGAGUACACUGGACGCGAUGGUCCAGCCACUUUCAUGUGCUCAAAUGUAAAGCCUAAGCUUGUGGGAGUUCAGAACCCAAAGGCUUGUAACACCCCACCAGUAUUGACCCAACCUAAGUAAAAUGUAGAAAUCUCACAGCAUAUAUUAAUUUAGGAGUUUCACAUCCAAUUUUCUUCAGUCUUAUUUUUUUUCCAAAGUCACAAAGACGUUUAAAAAGAUGUAAAAGAUUUUCUUUAACUUUUCUUGUUUGAUGCCAAUAUAUAACGUGUGUGUGCAUAUAGAGAUAUGAUAAAACUACAAAAUUUAAUAUAUCUUUUUGCAUAUG
Messenger RNA from Camelina sativa (false flax), 1319 nucleotides. Lineage: Eukaryota; Viridiplantae; Streptophyta; Magnoliopsida; Brassicales; Brassicaceae. The record is from RefSeq and is a predicted model, not a curated record.